AUGUCUGGCCAACACAAUACAGCUGACUGGUUGACACGCGGCAGAGCACCAGAGGAGCUGAACAACGAUUCUCAUUGGUGGAAUGGACCGCCGAUUCUAUACCGACCGAUAGAAGAAUGGGGAUUAAAGUUUAACCCAAAGAAAGAACCACUCCCCGGUGAAAAGAAAGUCCAUGUUGUAGCAGCAGCAGCGAGCGUAGAGGCAUUGUUGAUCGACUAUGAAAGAUUGAGCAAUAUCAACAAAGCUAUUUGGGUCGUCGCGAGAUUGCUAAACAUUGCGAAGAAGAAAAGUUUUAAAGGCGGAAGGACUCUGUCCAUCUCGGUUAAGCAAUUACAAGAAGCCGAGAACUUUAUUGUUAAAGAAGUUCAGAAAUCAUUUGAAAGUGAACUGACAAAAACUGACCGCAAAGGCAGAAAAGGUGGUCGUUUCGCUUGUUUGAAUUCAGUCCAAGAUGAAAGUGGACUCUGGGUAGUGGGACAGCGCCUGAAGAACAAAAAUCCCAAGACAGUGGAUUCUUCGCUGCAAAAGUUAUUGCCCUACCGACAUCAUGUUACCAGACUCUUCAUGCAACGAGCUCACACUUCUGGUCAUAGAGGGCGUGAUGCAACCUUAGCACGAUUCCGUCAACUCUACUGGGUAACCCAAGGAAGCAAACUCGCUCAAUCAAUCAAGAGUAAAUGUCAGAUGUGCAAGCUACCAGAAGCAAAGUUCCUUGAGCAGCAAAUGGGACAAUUACCGGAAGCAAGAUUGAAACCAUCUCCAGCUUUCAACCACGUUAUGAUAGACCUUUUCGGACCCUACUCGGUUCGUGGAGAAGUACAGAAAAGAACAAGUGGUAAAGCGUACGGAGUAAUCUUCAUAGAUCUAGUUAUGAGAGCACUCCCGGGCGCUGAUUCCGAAUUAAACAUCCUUACUCCCAACAGCUUGUUACUGGGCAGAGCAACGGCGAAGAAUCCUGGUGGAUGGCAGCCUAACGGUAAUAAUCCAGGAAAGCGUUAUCAUGUUGUCCAGAUCGUGACAGACGAGUUCUGGAAGAAAUGGACGGAGUUAUACGCCCCAGCCUUGGUUAUUCGUCGCAAGUGGAAUACAGCCAACCGUAACCUGCGCCCAGGAGAUGUUGUAAUAAUCGCCGACCGUAAUACCUUGCGAGGAGAUUACCGUUUAGGUAUAGUACGAGUAAAUGUCAUGUACAAGAAUUUUCAAAUUGGAGAAAAGGUACAAAAAUACAAAGGACAUAACGAGGCUGUCAUUGUGUCACGAAGUGCGCAGCGAUUAUCGUUAUUAGUACCAGUAGAUAUGGAUCAAGACCAGGAAACCAAGUCGGAAGCAAUAGAGAGUGUAUGA
Messenger RNA from Paramuricea clavata, 1344 nucleotides. The record is from the annotation of a GenBank genome assembly. NCBI's taxonomy places the organism in Eukaryota, Metazoa, Cnidaria, Anthozoa, Malacalcyonacea, Plexauridae.